GGAGGCGGUGACGGUGAUCAACGUCCAUGCGCAGGCGCAGUGGCACUUCACACAACCGCAAUAAGCAAACAUGGCGGCGGCCGUCGACAGUGUUGUGAAAGUACUGGGAGAGCAGUAUUACAGAGAUGCCAUGGAGCAGUGUCAUAGUUACAACGCUCGUCUGUGCGCUGAGCGCAGCAUCCUGAUGCCUUUCCUGGAUUCUCAGACUGGUGUCGCCCAGUCCAACUGUUACAUCUGGAUGGAGAAGAGACACCGGAGUGCAGGUGUCGCUCCGGGGCAGCUGUACACUUACCCUGCACGGCGCUGGAGAAAGAAACGCCGUUCUCAUCCACCGGAGGACCCUCGCUUGGCCUUCCCCCCUCUCAAAGCAGCAGAUUUGGAGCUUGGUUUGAAGCGUGAGGCUUUGGGGCCGGUGGAUGGCAGCAGUCUGGAGGCCCUACUGAAGGGGGAGCCCCUUGACAGGAGGAGCGGAGUGUCGGACCUUCGAGGGCCAGAGGAUGAUUCAGCAGCUGUGGAGCCUCCUGCCACCUCAACAACCACACAUUCGUCCUCCGGGCGUGUCCGCAAGAGAGUUCUGGACCACGACGACUACUUGGACGAUCUGGAUGAUGACGACUUUGAGGAUGAGACCCCGAAAAGGCGAGGCAAGAGCAAGUCUAAGGGGCGCGGUGACAAGAACGGCAAGAAAAAGCAGGAGGCUGCGGCUGCAGCGCUAGAGGAGCGGGACAAACCGUACGCCUGCGACAUCUGUGGGAAGCGCUACAAGAACCGCCCGGGCCUGAGCUACCACUAUACACACUCUCACCUGGCUGAGGAGGAGGGCGAGGACCGCGAGGAGAUCGAGGCACCACCCACUCCUCGCCAGCCUGAGGAGCAGAAGACUACUAAAAAGGGUCCCAACGGACUGGCAAUGCCCAACGAUUACUGCGACUUCUGUCUGGGAGACUCCACUUUAAACCAGAAGACCGGCCAAUCAGAAGGGCUGGUGUCCUGCUCAGACUGUGGACGCUCAGGCCACCCAACAUGCUUGCAGUUCACGCCGGUGAUGAUGGCUGCAGUGAAGACGUACCGCUGGCAGUGCAUAGAGUGCAAGUGCUGCAAUGUUUGCGGCACCUCAGAGAAUGAUGACCAACUGCUGUUCUGCGAUGACUGUGACCGGGGCUACCACAUGUACUGUCUAAGUCCCCCCAUGAACGAACCGCCUGAAGGGAGCUGGAGCUGCCACCUGUGCCUUCUUCUGUUGAAGGACAAAGCCUCCAUAUACCAGCAGAACCAGAGCUCCACCCCAGAGUGACAUCAUAUCAGCAAGUCCCGCCCCCCGAUGUAAACAUCAGUCCUCCUCUCAGUCCAGGGCACCAGGCUCGGUCCAGAUGUAGCCGAGUCAGAUCGCGGAUCAGCGUUAGAAGUCUUAAUAUGUGCAGUGUCAGUAGAGCAAUCACAACUAUCACUACCAACCUGGCUGCGAAACCCCGGCAGCUUACCAUCAAACACAUACACAUUGUGAGUAUACACAGUAUAGACACACUCUUCUGGACUGUUACACACACUAGAUACAGAGAGCAUGCAGUAACCACGGUAAUCAGUCUCCAUGGGAGCAAACAGGUUAGCCUGACAGCUAAUUAUCUGCACGCUUUCACACUCAAAGACUCUCCAGUCCACACUGUGUCUUUGGGGCUUUUUUUUUUAUCCUGCCAAAUUAUCUAUUUUUACUCCCUCAUUGUGGGGGAAAGAAAAAAAUCACCACUUAUAUGGUCAUGGAAUAUUAUUAUUAUUACUACUAUUGUUAUUGUUCUGGUUACUAGUGGACUUUUGUAGUGGCAUUUGUUUGUGUACUUUUGUCUGAUCCAUCGGAGCAUAAAUCUUUUAUCGCGGUGUCCCUGAAGGGAACCAGUCAGUGCCAAGGUCCUCCAUCUUAAGAAAUACACACAACAAAUACCAAUGGAGUUUAUCAUAACCACGUCGACCAUCUUUGUUUUCAUUUCUAAUCAGUUGGACAACGAUAGUAAAAAAAAAAAAAGUCUUUAAACAUUGGCUUUGACUCGUUAAGCUGUUAGCACAAAAUCUUUGGCCUUGCUUCUUUUAGGGUUGUACCAACACCAACUUUUCCUCUUGACUACUCGUUACGUGAGUUACUUUCACCGAACACUUUACAACACAGCGUAAUAUUGUUAGUUGGACUUCCGGAAACAU
Pungitius pungitius (ninespine stickleback) is the source of this 2190-nucleotide messenger RNA. It is a transcript of the gene dpf2l, whose product is annotated as D4, zinc and double PHD fingers family 2, like. The coding region runs from base 71 to 1294 and encodes 407 amino acids. The record is from RefSeq and is a predicted model, not a curated record. The transcript has 11 exons. Gene Ontology annotation, cellular component: MLL3/4 complex. Gene Ontology annotation, biological process: positive regulation of transcription by RNA polymerase II. Lineage: Eukaryota; Metazoa; Chordata; Actinopteri; Perciformes; Gasterosteidae. Gene Ontology annotation, molecular function: histone binding; transcription coactivator activity; histone H3K4 methyltransferase activity.